This is a messenger RNA of Ananas comosus (pineapple), 1733 nucleotides long. RefSeq names its product omega-hydroxypalmitate O-feruloyl transferase. Bases 55 to 1455 code for a protein of 466 amino acids. The record is from RefSeq and is a predicted model, not a curated record. Gene Ontology annotation, molecular function: acyltransferase activity, transferring groups other than amino-acyl groups. Lineage: Eukaryota; Viridiplantae; Streptophyta; Magnoliopsida; Poales; Bromeliaceae. The transcript has 2 exons.
UCAUCUCCAAUACUUUCACAUCCCCUCCUACUUCUUUCUUAGAAACCAAGGAAUAUGGGAGCCCUGUAUGAAACACCACCCCCCCUCCAUGAUCUCAAGGUCACCCUCCUAAGAUCCACAACUAUCCAUCCUAAAGAGAGAAAGGAGAGGAGGCUGAUGUUCCUCUCUAACAUAGACAAAGUGCUCAAUUUUGAGGUGGAGACGGUCGACUUCUUCGUCGCGAAUAGCGAGUUCCCGCCUGAGGCGGUUGUCGAGAAGCUGCGGUCGGCGCUGGAGGAAGCGCUUACGCAGUACGACUUCUUGGCGGGAAGGCUGUGUUCGGACCAGAAGGAGAACGGGAGGCUGGCGAUCGACUGCAAUGCAGCCGGGCUGGAGCUCAUCGCAGCGGCCAGCGAGCUCAACCUCAAAGAGAUCGGCGACUUGGAGUACCCGAAUCCGGCUUUCGGGCAGCUGGUGCCGAGGACUGGUCGACCAGAGAACGAGGAGAUCAAGCGGGGAGUCGGAGAGCAACCUCUCAUUGCCUUCCAGGUAACGUCGUUCAAAUGCGGGGGGUUUGCAGUGGGCAUCACCAACAACCACAUCACCUUCGAUGGCAUCAGCUUCCUGGCCUUCCUCCGCAACCUGGCCGCCCUUGCCGCCUCCCUCCCGCUGCCGUCCCCUCCCUUCACCGACCGCCGUCUCCUCUCCGCCCGCUCCCCUCCCCUCGUCGCCUUCCCCCACCCCGAACUUCUCCCUUUCCCCACCACCACCACCGCCACUGCCACUACCACUACCACUCUCUUCUCCUCCCCUUCCUCUCACCGCCUGAGCUUCUACCUCUUUCGCCUCCGCCCAGCCCACAUCGCCACUCUCAAGUCCAAAGCCGCUGCCGCCGCCGCCGCCGCUACCAGCUUCAGCGUGGUGGCGGCGCAUCUGUGGCGGUGCAAGGCCCUCUCGGCAACGUCGAGCGCCGCGUGCAAGGAGGAGGACGAGGAGUACACGCUGGGGUACGCGGUGGACGUCCGGGGCCGGCUCGUCCCGCCGCUCCCGAGCGCGUACGCGGGCAACGCCGUGGUCGGCGCGCGCGCGUCGGCGCCCCGGCGCGAGCUCGGAGAGGAGGGCUCCGCCGCGUUCGCGCGGCUCGUGGGGCGCGUGCGCGGCGCGGCGGAGCGGGUGACGGACUCGUACGCGCGCUCGGCGGUCGACUGGGGGGAGCUGCACGAGGGGGCCCCGCGCGCCGACGUGUUCAUCUCGUCCUGGUGGAGGCUCGGGUUCGGCGACGUGGAGUACCCGUGGGGGAGGCCCCUGUACACGUGCCCCGUGGUGGGCCCGCAAAGGGACGUUGUACUGCUGUUUCCUGUUUUGGGCGGAGUGGAAAAGGGCGUCAACGUGCUCGUCGCGCUCCCCCCCGAGGACGCCGACAAAUUCCGGAGCCUCUUCUACGACUUCUUAGCAGAGGAUAUAUUAACUAACUAGCUUACCUACUACUAAUGCUACUUAAUUACUACUAAUAAGAGAAUAAUAAUAAUAAUAAUGGUAAUAAUGUAGCUUAAUUAGAAUUUUUAUGAGGUUGGAGUAUAGUAGUAGCCUCGAUCUUAAUUAUGUGAUAUUAUCACCUAGCUAGCUGUUGGUCGUUUAGAUUAUUAGGUGGCUUGCUUACUUUGGCUUGGUAAUUAACCUCUGUAGCAUAAUUAUGUUAUGUUGGGAUAUAAUUAAUUAAUAAUUUCUUGCAAAUUCUAGAAGCUUUAUGUAAU